AUGACAAAACGGCAGGCAAUUGAGGCAUUGGACAGAAGCAUGCGUGACAUCAUGGAAUGCCCAAACCGACCUUUCGGGGGCAAGACUAUUGUGUUCGGUGGGGACUUUAGGCAGGUGCUUCCUGUAGUGAGGAAAGGGUCACGAGGUCAGAUAAUCGACGCAAGUCUACGGAGUUCAAACCUCUGGAAGGGCAUGCGCCAACUAAGGCUUGUCAAGAACAUGAGGGCGCAAAGCGACGAGUGGUUCGCGGAUUACCUCCUAAGGGUAGGUAAUGGCACUGAGGAAACUGAUGAGGACGGAAACAUCCGGCUUCCGAAAGAUAUAUGCGUCUCGUCUACAGGUGACAACGCAGCUGAUAUAAAGAAGCUGAUCGACCAUGUGUUCCCUGCCCUAGACCACAACAUGGACAAUCCUAAUUACAUGACUUCUCGAGCUAUCCUCUCCACAAGGAAUGACAACGUCGAUGGAAUAAACAUGCACAUGAUUGAGCGUUUCCAGGGCGAGGAGAGGAUCUACUAUAGCUUCGAUAGUGCGGAGGACGAUCCACACGAGCUACUAUCCUCAAGAGUUCUCGAAUGA
This is a messenger RNA of Lolium perenne, 579 nucleotides long. RefSeq lists its product as uncharacterized. Gene Ontology annotation, molecular function: DNA helicase activity. Lineage: Eukaryota; Viridiplantae; Streptophyta; Magnoliopsida; Poales; Poaceae. Gene Ontology annotation, biological process: DNA repair; telomere maintenance. The record is from RefSeq and is a predicted model, not a curated record.